UCUCACUUUCUCACUCUUCUUUCUCUCUCUUGAUUUCAUCAUGGCUAAAGACCUCCAAAUCCCAAAUGAUUUCCAGGAAAACCAAUCACCAAACAUGAAUUCUCCUGCUCCAAAUGAAUGCAAAACCCCAAAAUCACCUUCAUUCAGGAUUCCCAAAGUUGUCAAUUGUCCAGGUGCACCUAAGAAAUCCAAAAGGGCAAAACCGUCAUCAUGCAAGAGAAGAUUGCCAUUUGAGAUCGUCGUCGUCGUUGGAGGAGAAGAAAUUGAUUCGUUUUCCAGAAAUGUUGAGAAUGCUAACAAUGGUGGUAACAGGAUCAUGAAAAGGAGACGUACUAUGUAAACUCAAAAAAAAUAUUUUUCGGAAUCAUCUGAUAUCUGAAAUUCAUUUGU
Molecule: messenger RNA, 390 nt
Organism: Solanum dulcamara
Lineage: Eukaryota; Viridiplantae; Streptophyta; Magnoliopsida; Solanales; Solanaceae
Product: cyclin-dependent protein kinase inhibitor SMR13-like
Exons: 1
Coding region: 41-340 (99 amino acids)
Biological process (GO): regulation of DNA endoreduplication
Source: RefSeq, a predicted model, not a curated record